Nymphalis io (European peacock) is the source of this 1824-nucleotide messenger RNA. RefSeq lists its product as uncharacterized. Lineage: Eukaryota; Metazoa; Arthropoda; Insecta; Lepidoptera; Nymphalidae. The transcript is spliced from 4 exons. Bases 52 to 948 code for a protein of 298 amino acids. The record is from RefSeq and is a predicted model, not a curated record.
AUACUGGCUUAUAUAUAGGUCGACUGCGUGAGUCCUGCGCCAGUAAUCACGAUGGGAUUCCAUAGUGUAGUGAGCGUGUUGGCGCUGGCGGCGGUCGCCUUCGCCUCCGUGAAUGAUAACGCCCUAGGAGGCGGAGAGCGAGUUUACGUGGCUCCAGUUUUAGCUCCCCCGAGGGAAACAAGGGCUCACGUUACUGAUCGCUCGCGCCAGUUUCCAAUAUUAGUACUUCUCACCCAGGGAAAUCAACAGCCUAAAGUUUUGGAGCCUCAAGCCAAAUCGUUAGGUGUGAAUACACAACCUAUUUAUGUUCAGAAACUGGAAGAUCAAGAAAGACCAGUCCGUUCGAACAGACAAAAGCGACAUCUUACGAAGUUAUUAGGUCUUGGAGGCAUAUCAUUUGGUGGUGGAUUUGGAUAUGGCGGAGGCGGUGGAUAUGGAGGCCAUGGUGGCGGUUACGAUGGUGGCUACGGUGGUCAAGGAGGAUACGGCGGUCAUGGUGGAUACCAGGAACCGACAAAAACCAUUGUUGUUAAAGUCGUGAAAGAACAUGGAGGGCAUCAUGGAGGCGGAAAUUAUGGUGGCAAUUACGGCGGUGGUUACGGCGGCAAUGGUGGUGGAUACGGGGGCGGCGGCGGCGGCGGAUACGGCGGUGGUUACGGCGGUGGCUACGGCGGUGGUUACGGUGGUGGAGGCGGCGGUGGUUACGGCGGUGGCGGCGGCGGCGGCGGUGGCGGUGGAGGAGGCGGAGGUGGUGGCGGGUACGGCGGCGGAUAUGGCGGUAACAAUGGAUACAGCGGCGGCAACUACGGAGGGAAUGGGUAUAUUCAACCUGGACAUGGGGGCGGUUGCGGCGGCGGCUGCGGUGGUAGCCACGGCGGUGGUGCAACUGCAACUGCGACGGCUACUGCGACAGCUCAUGUGAAUUCUCACGCGUACAAAAAACGCUAAAUGAAAUUAAACCGUCUAGAUAAUAGUGUUACCAACAAGAAAAUUUGUUAUAUUAUAAAAUAUAUACAAAUUUUCAUGAUAUGUAUCCACUAUUAGUAUGAUAUAUUUUUAUAUCAAUAACAAGAAAGACAUUUUAAGUUCUUGGAAUCAAACAUUGAAACAAUAAAAAGAGAAUGUAAUCUACAUUCACAACAUUACAUUACAUUUCUUAUAAGUGCAAUUAUUGACAGAAUUUUGCAAAUAAAGAAAAGAAUGCAGUAUUAAGUUCGUCUUAGCGCCAUGUUUAAAGGAUGAUUUUAAUUUAAUUUUGUUUAAGCAUUAAUCUACUUUUACAAAUGUAAUAUAAAUAUUAAUAAAUAAAAAUGAUCACAGAGAAAAAAUUUUAUAUAUAUGUAUAUUAUUUUAUAUGAUUUAUUUACUUGUUGAAAUUGAUAAUUAUGUGGUAAAUACAAAAUGAAUUAGCGUGUGAAAUUCUGUAUGAAUAGGCAUACAGAAUUUGAAUGUCAACUAAUAUGUAUUGUAUACACUUCUUUAUUUAAAUUUCAAUUUAAUCUGUUAUUUUGAUAUGAGAAUAAAUAAAUACUAAUUUUCUACUAUCAAGACUAUUUUAAACAAGGAGUAGCUCUACAACACUAUAAUAAACUGCCAUUUAAUCCUCGUUUGUAACAGCAUGUAUAAAUAAAGUAUGAUGUUUAUACACUAUUAAGUUAAAUGCAUAAUUAUAGUAUGAUAAUUAACAGCUAUGACAACGAAUACGCCUUAUACUUGUUAAUCAUGUAGAUGUCUUUAGAAUGCAUAGAAUAUACAAAUUAAUUUGUUAGUCUUCAUUGUCACUUCUAUUCUAUUUUUAAAUAAAAGAACUUUUUUUUUAAUUGA